Messenger RNA from Vicugna pacos (alpaca), 4872 nucleotides. Lineage: Eukaryota; Metazoa; Chordata; Mammalia; Artiodactyla; Camelidae. The record is from RefSeq and is a predicted model, not a curated record.
GCGCAGUGGCUCCGAGCGGGCGGUUGCUUGUUGGUUGUUGUAGUAACGGGGGAAGCAGCGGUCUGCGGCUGCUGUGAGCCCGGCUGGGGAAGGAGGAGGGAGGUAGGCGCAGAGCGCUGUCCCCGCCUGCCCACCCCGAGCCAUGGGAAGAUGAAACAGGAAUCUGCCACCCUAAUUGUUUGAUCCAGUGAAUCUGUAAGGAAAGGUCUCUGAGGCCCCCGUCUGCUGACUGCAUGACAAACUCUAAAGGAAAUGCCAGUUGUGAUGGCCCGGGACCUGGAGGAAACAGCAUCAUCCUCAGAGGAUGAGGAGGUGGUAAGCCAAGAGGAUCAUCCAUGUAUCAUGUGGACUGGAGGCUGCAGGAGAAUUCCAGUUUUGGUAUUCCAUGCUGAGGCUAUUCUGACAAAGGACAACAAUAUUCGAAUAAUUGGAGAACGUUAUCAUUUAUCUUACAAGAUUGUACGAACAGACAGUCGCCUGGUACGCAGCAUUCUGACAGCCCAUGGAUUUCAUGAAGUUCACCCAAGCAGCACUGACUAUAACCUAAUGUGGACAGGAUCCCAUCUGAAGCCCUUCUUACUUCGCACCCUCUCUGAAGCACAAAAGGUUAAUCACUUUCCCAGGUCGUAUGAACUAACCCGGAAGGACCGACUGUACAAAAAUAUCAUUCGAAUGCAGCAUACACAUGGAUUCAAGGCUUUUCACAUCCUCCCUCAGACCUUCCUGCUGCCAGCUGAGUACGCGGAAUUCUGUAAUUCAUAUUCAAAGGACCGGGGACCUUGGAUAGUAAAACCAGUGGCCUCUUCUAGAGGGCGAGGCGUCUACCUGAUCAACAAUCCAAACCAGAUUUCCCUGGAGGAGAACAUCCUGGUCUCCCGUUACAUUAACAACCCCCUGCUUAUAGACGAUUUCAAGUUUGACGUGCGCCUCUAUGUGCUUGUGACGUCCUAUGACCCUCUCGUCAUCUACCUCUAUGAGGAAGGGCUGGCUAGGUUUGCAACCGUGCGCUAUGACCAAGGAGCCAAGAACAUUCGGAACCAGUUCAUGCACCUGACAAAUUACAGUGUGAAUAAGAAGAGCGGAGACUAUGUCAGUUGUGAUGAUCCAGAAGUGGAGGAUUAUGGGAACAAAUGGAGCAUGAGUGCUAUGCUUAGGUAUCUGAAACAGGAAGGCAGAGAUACAACUGCGUUGAUGGCCCAUGUAGAAGACCUGAUCAUUAAGACUAUAAUCUCUGCUGAACUAGCCAUUGCCACAGCCUGUAAAACCUUUGUUCCUCAUCGCAGCAGUUGUUUUGAACUCUAUGGCUUUGACGUGCUCAUAGAUUCUACUCUGAAGCCAUGGUUGUUGGAAGUGAAUCUCUCUCCUUCUUUGGCCUGUGAUGCACCUCUGGACCUAAAGAUCAAAGCCAGUAUGAUUUCAGAUAUGUUCACAGUUGUAGGGUUUGUAUGUCAAGAUCCUGCCCAGCGGGCAUCAACCCGGUCAAUUUAUCCCACCUUUGAGUCUUCAAGGCGAAACCCUUUCCAGAAACCUCAGCGCCCAGUAUCUGCACAGUUUCAGUCUUCAAGCACCAAACAGCGUUCCCGUCCACUCUCUGCCAGCGACGCAGAAAUGAAAAACCUUGUGGGCUCAGCCCGGGAGAAGAUGCCGGGGAAGUUAGGUGGCUCUGUGCUCGGUCUGUCAAUGGAGGAGAUCAAAGUUUUACGGAGGGUAAAGGAAGAGAAUGAUCGGAGAGGUGGAUUUAUUCGCAUAUUCCCUACAUCAGAGACAUGGGAAAUAUAUGGGUCCUACCUUGAACACAAGACCUCCAUGAACUAUAUGCUGGCAACACGUCUCUUCCAGGACAGGGGAAACCCAAGAAGAAGCUUAUUGACAGGAAGAACACGAAUGAUCGUUGAUGGAGCACCGGAACUGAAGGUAGAGAGUAUGAAUUCGAAGGCCAAGCUGCAUGCUGCUCUUUAUGAGAGGCAGCUCCUGUCUCUGGAGGUGCGAAAGCGUCGACGGCGGAGCGGCAGGUUGAGGGCCAUGAGGCCAAAGUACCCAGUGAUUACCCAACCAGCUGAAAUGAAUGUUAAAACUGAGACAGAGAGCGAAGAGGAGGAGGAAGUUGCAUUAGACAAUGAAGAUGAAGAGCAAGAAGCUUCCCAGGAGGAGUCUGCAGGGUCUCUUGGAGAAAAUCAAGCCAAAUACACACCCUCACUGACCGUUAUGGUUGAAAAUUCACCCAAAGAAAAUGCUGUGAAAGUUUCUGAAUGGAACAAUAAAGGUGAACAAUGCUGCAAAAUUGAGACUCAGGAGCCAGAGCCUAAAUUUAACCUGAUGCAGAUUCUGCAAGAUAAUGGCAAUCUUAGCAAAGUACAGGCCCGAAUAGCAUUCUCUGCCUAUCUCCAGCAUGUUCAAGUUCGCCUGAUGAAAGACAGUGGAGGUCAAACGUUCAGUGCCAGAUGGGCUGCCAAAGAGGAUGAACAGAUGGAGCUAGUGGUUCGUUUCCUCAAACGAGCAUCAAGUAACCUCCAGCACUCACUGAGGAUGGUAUUACCCAGUCGCAGAUUGGCACUUCUGGAACGCAGAAGGAUCCUGGCCCAUCAACUGGGUGACUUUAUCAUUGUGUACAACAAGGAAACAGAACAAAUGGCUGAAAGGAAAUCAAAGAAGAAACUUGAGGAAGAAGAGGAAGAGGGGGUGAAUACGGAAGACUUUCAGGAGUUCAUCAGACAAGCAAGUGAGGCUGAACUGGAGGAGGUGUUGACUUUUUAUACCCAAAAAAACAAGUCUGCAAGUGUCUUCCUGGGGACUCACUCAAAAAGUUCUAAAAACAGCAACAGUUUUUCUGAUAGCGGGGCAAAGGGUGUGAAACCGAGGAGAUUACUUGAAGAUACAGAGCCGUUGUCGCAUCCAGAUCACCCUGAAACGAUGGAAGAAGUGAAAAUAAAGCAGCCCAAACAGCAACAAGCAACAGAAAUUCACUCUGAUAAGUUAUCUCGAUUUACCACUUCAGCGGAAAAAGAGGCUAAAUUAACCUGUACCAAUUCCUCCUCUACUUCUUUCUCUGGUCCCCCUGCUACUCUUCUGCAGAAAAUUCCCAACACCCAUUUGUCAUCUAUUAUUACAACCUCUGACCUCUCACUAGGACCAGGCCACCAUUCUUCUUUAUCUCAGAUUUCUCCAGCCAUCCCCAGCAUGCCUCACCAGCCAGCAGUUUUACUGAGCACGGUCCCUGACGGUGCCUCUCCCUCCGUACAACCUGGGACACAAAACAUACCAAGCCCUGCUGGCCUGCCACGCUGUCGAUCAGGCAGUUACACCAUUGGUCCCUUUUCCUCUUUCCAAAGUGCUGCACACAUCUAUAGUCAGAAACUGUCUCGUCCCGCCUCAGCAAAGGCAGCAGGUUCAUGCCAUCCAAGCAAGCAGCAUUCAUUAGUAGCCAAAACACAAAAGGAGGGAGAAGAUGGCUCUUCACAUGGCAAACGGUACAACCCCAGUAUGGUUACAGCUGAACUUCAGCGGCUAGCUGAGAAGCAGGCAGCAAGGCAGUAUUCUCCAUCCACUCACAUCAGUCUCCUCACCCAGCAGGUAACAAACCUGAAUUUGGCAAGUGGCGGCAUAAACAGAAGCAGUGCUUCAACUCCCCCUACCCUUCGGCCUGUCAUCAGUCCUAGUGGCCCAACGUGGUCAAUACAGCCAGACCCCCAGGCUCCUGAGAGCUACUCCACCCCUCCUGGAAGCAGGAACCUCCAAACAGGUGGCUUUGCGUGGGAGGGAGAGGUAGAGAACAACGCGUAUAGCAAGGCUACCGGGGUGGUCCCCCAGCACAAGUAUCACCCCACAGCGGGCAGCUACCAACUCCAUUUUGCCCUGCAACAACUUGAACAGCAAAAACUUCAGUCCCGGCAGCUUCUGGACCAGAGUCGAGCCCGGCACCAGGCGAUCUUUGGCAGCCAGACACUACCUAACUCCAGUAUGUGGACAAUAAAUAAUGGUGCAGCUUGCAGAAUUUCAAGCGCCACAGCUAGUGGCCAGAAGCCAACUCUGCCACAAAAAGUGGUACCACCUCCAAGUUCUUCCUCCUCCCUAGUCCCCAGACCUCCAUCUAAUCACAAACAAGUCCUCAGAAAGGCAACAUCCCAGAGGGCUUCCAAAGGGUCCUCCGCAGAAGGGCAGCUGAAUGGACUACAGAGCAGCCUGAACUCUGCGGCCUUCGUGCCCAUCACCAGCUCCGCAGAUCCUGCUCACACUAAACGAUGAACCACAAACCGGCGGAGGAAGAACCUAUUCACUAGUCCCACUACUCCUGGGUGCGUGACUGCCAGGGAAGCAUCCACCAGUGCUGCAAGGGGUGCAGAGUGUUUUUUUUGCUGCCUCAGUCCCCAAUGCCUUCAAGCAGAAGUGGCAGUAGAUUGUUGCCUACCAGCCAAUCCAGACUCUUCCUGAGACGACAGGAAAACAUUUCAGCUAGGUUUCGAUGGACCUUGGCAGUGGGGACAUUCAGCUGAUGCAUUAUAUUACCCCAUCAGAGCACACGUGUAUCUUUUACCCCUUCUGCCCCCUCCCCAACCUGUAUAGGUCUCCUCUGUCCCUCUCCUGCUACCGCACAGAGAUGAUAUAAAAGAGGCUCUUUGGCUAUUUGCAUUUUGCUUCCUCUUCUUUUCCAGAUUGCAGUAUUAAGCUUUAUCUCCUACAAGCCUAAAAUCCCAACAACAGUAUCUACCAAAGUUGUUCUUCCCUUUCCAGAGGGUUUAGGGGGAAGGGGGAGCUUACAUCACAAGUCUCCCAGAGAGUGGAGGAAAGUCGGUGUGCUGCUGACCACAUGAGCCAUGGUAAAGGCGCCCUUUGGAAUUACUGAUUUCUAAAACUAAUAAAGUAAGUCUAUUUUUA